Silurus meridionalis is the source of this 1231-nucleotide messenger RNA. It is a transcript of the gene armc1l, whose product is annotated as armadillo repeat containing 1, like. Gene Ontology annotation, molecular function: metal ion binding; protein binding. Bases 148 to 966 code for a protein of 272 amino acids. The transcript has 7 exons. The record is from RefSeq and is a predicted model, not a curated record. NCBI's taxonomy places the organism in Eukaryota, Metazoa, Chordata, Actinopteri, Siluriformes, Siluridae.
CCUGCAGUCGCGUCCCACCAAUCAGCGCGGCUUAUCUUGCUCCUUCCGUGCAGCCUGUCGACCAAUAGCGUUGAGCGAAAACGAGUGCGAAAAUUUGUAUUUGCGGUAAGCGAGGCUGCGGCGGACCCAGCGCAGAUAGCCAGCAAGAUGAUGGACGCACUGUCAGUAGUGACCCAGCUGAGGGAUCUGGCGUCUGAACCCCAGAAUCGGGAGGCUAUAGCAAAAGAUGAGGGUUGUUUACCUGGUCUUGUUCUGUUCCUAGACCACAAAGACCCUCAAGUAGUCUUCGCUACUCUGCAGACCCUGAGGUACCUGGCAGAAUCAUCUCAAAAUGUUGACUCCAUGAAGAACGAGCUAGGAAUGAUGGUGAGCUUGGAGACGCUAGCGGAAAACAGUGGACUGAGUAUUGACAUCACAGACCUUGCGAAAGAGGUGUAUGAAGUAUUGAGUACUCCGGUGGGCACAGAAUCUCUCAGAACUCCCGUGCAACCGAUGAGGAGGAAUAAACCGCAGUUCUUUAUCAACAGUUCCAAUAAAAAGGCCAAAACAGUCACGCUACACAUACAGGGUUUGGACGGAACGGAUCAGCGAGGUGUGUGUGAAGAGGCUCUUCUAAAAGUCAAAGGAGUCAUCAGCUUCACUUUCCAGAUGGCCAUGAAGAGAUGCACAGUGCGUGUGCGUGCAGACCUGCCCACUGAGAGUCUGGCAUCGGCUAUUGCUUCCACUAAAGUGCUUUCAGCUCAGCAGGUGGUGAAGAAUCAAGUUGGAGAAGAGGUUCUCGUCCCUCUCAACACCACAGACACACAAAUAGAGGAGAAUUGCCACCUGCCAGAUUAUCUACCAGAAGACGAGAGUCCAGAGAGGGAGACGGACCGCGCCGUGUCCCGCACCGCCGCCAAACAGGAUGCCUCCGGGAGCUGGCUGAGCUCAGCGGCCAGCUUUCUUACCAAAACUUUCUACUGGUGAAGCGUUGAGCUUCAUCAUGUGUAAAUAUCUCUACCACACAAGGGUGACGAAGAAAGCAAAGGACUUGCUGAUAUCUAUUCACCCACCAUGAAAUCUCACAGUUGUUGUUAUACUAAAGCAUAGCGCUUAAUGUCUUUAAAUAUCUUUCCACGUCCUUCUGUAACAUUUUAGAAAAGAUUUCUGUCUGUACCUCUGUUUGUAUUUUGAAAGUUGUUUGUUAAGUUGUUAACUUGAUGUCGUGUAAAUACAUACCUGUGGAUUGUUA